This is a messenger RNA of Trichophyton benhamiae CBS 112371, 1227 nucleotides long. RefSeq lists its product as uncharacterized. Lineage: Eukaryota; Fungi; Ascomycota; Eurotiomycetes; Onygenales; Arthrodermataceae. The record is from RefSeq and is a predicted model, not a curated record. Bases 1 to 1227 code for a protein of 408 amino acids. Gene Ontology annotation, molecular function: DNA N-glycosylase activity; zinc ion binding; damaged DNA binding. Gene Ontology annotation, biological process: base-excision repair. The transcript has a single exon. Gene Ontology annotation, cellular component: nucleus.
AUGCCUGAGCUUGCAGAAGUUGCACGGAUAGUGAACUAUAUCAAAAAGCAUCUGGUAGGACACACAAUUGCCAAAGUUGUAGCCAACCAUGACGACCUCCUGUUCGGCAAGGUUGGCACCAGUGCCGACGAGUUCAAGAAACAUAUGCAUGGGAAAACCGUCAUAGGAGCUGGGCAGCAGGGCAAAUAUUUCUGGAUGAUCAUGUCUUCGCCUCCGCACCCUGUCAUGCAUUUUGGAAUGACGGGCUGGCUGAAGAUAAGGAGUGAAAACACUUACUACCGCAGCAACGGUAAAGAUGAGAACGUUGAGGCAGACGUUUGGCCUCCAAAGUUUUGGAAGUUCUUGCUUGAGACGGAUAAUGAGCCUAAGACUGAGGCUGCGUUUGUGGAUGCGAGGAGAUUGGGCCGUGUUAGGCUCGUAGAUUGCCCCGGGGAUGAUAUACGAAAGUAUACACCUCUAAAGGAGAAUGGACCUGAUCCGGUCAUCGACAAGGCCAUCUUGACGGAAGACUGGUUGAAGGCUCUCGUGCGGCGGAAGAAGGUCCCUAUAAAGGCUCUGUUGUUGGAUCAGGCCAAUAUCAGCGGACUGGGGAAUUGGAUGGGGUAUGUCUUACAUCUUUUAAUAUAUUUUCCAACUACAAAAGAGGCUAACGCUGGAAGCAGAGAUGAGAUCUUAUAUCAUGCCCGGAUUCAUCCUGAGCAAUACAGUGAUACACUCCGGGACAAUCAGAUCAAGGAGUUACACUCAUCUAUCAACUACGUGUGUUCUGUAUCUGUUGAUCUCAAAGGAGAGUCUUCCGACUUCCCUACGGACUGGCUAUUCCAUCAUCGAUGGAAUAAGGGAAAGAAAGGCGCAGCGGGCAAACUUCCCAGCGGUGAGCCCAUUGUCUUCGUCACCGUUGGUGGCCGAACAAGUGCUGUUGUCCCAUCGGUGCAGAAGAAGGGCGGCGAAGAUGACGAGGAAGAAACAGAUACCAAGCCUAAGAAGGCUGCAGGCAAGGCAAAGGCGACUCCAAAAGUGAAAGCCGAGGAGAAAGAUGGCGCCGAUGCAUCCACACCAGCAACUCCGAGCAAGAAGCGUAAGCAACCUGCGGCAAAAGCUGUCAAGGAAGAAGAUAGUGCGGCAACUACGCCGGCAUUGAAGAAAUCCAGGGCUACCAAAGCCAAAACCGAACCUGAGGCGCCAAAGGUACCGUUAAGAAGGGGUCGAUCCGCAACGAAGAACUAA